Messenger RNA from Exophiala dermatitidis NIH/UT8656, 2058 nucleotides. Its product is annotated as serine palmitoyltransferase. Lineage: Eukaryota; Fungi; Ascomycota; Eurotiomycetes; Chaetothyriales; Herpotrichiellaceae. Gene Ontology annotation, molecular function: pyridoxal phosphate binding; serine C-palmitoyltransferase activity. Gene Ontology annotation, biological process: ceramide biosynthetic process; sphingosine biosynthetic process. The transcript has a single exon. The coding region runs from base 1 to 2058 and encodes 685 amino acids. The record is from RefSeq and is a predicted model, not a curated record. Gene Ontology annotation, cellular component: serine palmitoyltransferase complex.
AUGCCUCGUCGAUUGUCCAACGCCCCCCUAAGCAGUUCACCUCCGACCCCUUGGCCGUCCUUUUCCCCAACUGAAAAGGGCGGCAGUCUCGUCAGCAAGACUUCUCAGAAAGCAAGCAAGAUUGCUCAGUUCUUUUCUACGUCCCCGAAGACAAAGGAAGCACAAUCGGCUGCGGCUGCGCUGCUCGCAGCAAGCAAAGCUCAAGAACAAGCCUUUUUGGCCUCAGGAACACCAAUGCCUUCUGUGCCUUCCCUGUCAUUACCGAGCAUCUCGUUGUCAACUGCUCGAGCUGACUCCGCCAACAUGGAUGAACCGCCCACCACUCUCUUUCAACCGCCUUCGGCGGCCGAGACUAGAAAACUUGCAAAACAACACGCUCAAUUUGGCCCGCUGAUUUCUCAGUCGCAUCGAUACACAAGCAGACAUCAGGGCGGCGAGUUUCCUGAUCCUGUCAUGGACGAGCCUCCCUAUUACUAUCUUUUGACCACCUAUAUCUCCUAUCUGAUUCUUAUCAUAUUCGGACACGUCCGAGACUUUUUUGGCAUGAAGCUCAAAGAGGACAACUACAGACAUCUCAAGGCCCGCAACGGGUAUGCCGCCCUCAACAGCGAUUUCGACAAUUUCUACGUGCGUCGCCUGAAAAUGCGUAUCAACGAUUGUUUUAACAGACCAACUACCGGCGUUCCAGGACGCUACAUCACGUUGUUGGAUCGCACUUCGGAUGACGGCAAUGUCCAUUUCACGCUAACCGGCACAACCACGGAGACUCUAAACAUGAGCUCGUACAACUAUCUCGGGUUCGCCCAAUCCGAGGGACCUUGUGCCGAUUCCGUGGAGGAAGUAAUCAAAAAGUAUGGGUUGUCCACGAGCAGCGCAAGGAGCGAAGUUGGCACGUCCGAUCUUGCUGUCGAAUGCGAAGAUUUAAUUGCAGAGUUUGUUGGUAAAGAAUCGGCAAUGGUUUUCUCCAUGGGGUUCGGCACAAAUGCAUCGAUAUUUCCAGCCCUCGUGGGAAAGGGCGACUUGAUCAUCUCGGACGAACUCAACCAUGCUUCGAUCAGAUUUGGUUCGCGGCUGUCAGGGGCAAUGAUUUCGUCCUUUAAACACAAUGACAUGGUUGAUCUGGAGACCAGACUCCGCGAAGCCAUUUCUCAGGGACAGCCUCGCACACACCGGCCCUGGAAGAAAAUCCUGGUGGUCGUCGAAGGGCUCUAUUCAAUGGAAGGGACAAUGUGCAACUUGCCUGGUCUUAUCAGGCUCAAGAGACGAUACAAGUUCAACCUUUUCAUUGAUGAGGCGCACUCAAUCGGUGCGCUUGGACCUCGUGGACGAGGCGUUUGCGACUACUUUGGUAUCGACCCGGCAGAGGUGGAUAUUCUCAUGGGAACGCUCACCAAGUCCUUUGGCGCCAACGGCGGUUAUGUCGCUGGUGACAAGGCUGCAAUCGAUAAGUUGCGCCUUUCCAACGCUGGCACCGUGUACGGCGAGACCCCAGCGCCAGCAGUGCUGGCCCAAAUUAUUGCCGCCCUGAGACUUAUCAACGGAGAGUUGCUUCCCGGCCAAGGCGCGGAGCGGCUUCAAAGAAUCGCCUUCAAUUCGCGUUAUCUUCGACUUGGCUUGAAGCGACUGGGUUUCAUUGUUUACGGCCAUGACGAUUCUCCCAUCAUUCCUGUCAUGCUGUACAACCCAGCCAAGAUGCCUGCUUUCUCCCAUGAGAUGCUCAAGCGCAAGAUCUCCGUCGUCGUGGUAGGAUAUCCAGCUACACCGUUGAUUUCGUCCCGGGCCAGAUUCUGCGUUUCGGCAGCUCACAAUAAGGACGAUCUUGAUCGUCUUCUGGCCGCAUGCGAUGAAAUCGGCAAUGUCCUUCAGCUCAAGUUCUCGAGUGGCAUUGCGGGUGGUGCACCUCCUCUAGCCGAAGGUGUCACCUGGGAAUUGGAACAGAGCCGUAAACGUCUGGAAAAGCACGACAAGAUGGCCAAGUCACUGGUUCAUGUUCCCCGCUGGACCUUGGAUGAGGUCAUUAAGCGCGGCGUUCAGGAUGUCAAAGUUCCCCUGCGAUAG